UAUAAGAAAAGAAGCUUUCGAAUGCAUUCAGUAUCUAUAAUUCUAGAAAUAUAAUUGAAUAGAAAAUUAUUACGAAGACAUUUUAUUAAUUGAUUAGUUAUUUGUUAAAACGAAUGAUGGAAAAAUUACGGUUGUUUUUUUUGUUACAAUUAUUAUAUGUGUUAUCUAGUUCUCAAAAAACGUAUUUAGAUUCACCGGCAAAUCUGGAAAGAUAUCGAUUAUUUCGUAAUUGGAUUACUCGAAGUAUUGGCACAAAACAAAGAGUUACAGCGCGGCACGAAGAAAAAAUUCAAGAAGAAAUUCUAACAGAUAUUCCAUUUCCUUGCAACGUGACAGAUGCUAGAUCUUUUACUAUUCCCGAUUCAGUUCAUCGUUUAAGACCAGGAGAUAUAGAUGUUAUUGCUGCGAUGGGUGAUUCCUUGACAGCUGGAGUUGGAAUUUUUGCAACUAGUUUAUUAGAAUUAUCUAUUGAAAAUAGAGGUGCAUCAUUUAGUAUCGGUGGUGAAGAAAUUUGGAGGACAUAUUUAACAUUGCCGAAUAUCUUCAAAGAAUUCAAUCCCAAAUUAAUAGGCUAUGCGCUUGGAGAUGGACAAACUUCUGAGGUAACUUCGCAAUUGAAUGUCGCUGAAAUUUCUGCAAUGUCUAGAGAUAUGCCUUUUAUGGCUAAAUAUUUAAUCAAUAAAAUGAAAAGAGACACGAGAAUAAAUAUAAAGAAACAUUGGAAGUUCAUUUCACUGCUGAUAGGUGCCAAUGACUUUUGUACCAAUAUAUGUACAGUUCCUCCAUGGUCAAUUUUGGAAGAACACAGAAUUGAUUUAAUCAAUACUUUUCGGAUAUUAAGAGAUAAUUUACCACGUACUUUGGUAUCACUGGUAAUAGUGCCUCAUUUAAAGGAACUUGUUGUUACUCGUAAAGGAAGGAAUUCAUUAAAAUGCUAUAUGAUGACCACUUUCGAAUGUUCAUGUUUAUUUGCUUUACAAUUCCGAGAUCAGAGAGAGGAAUAUUAUGAAAUAAUAAGUAGAUGGCAGAAACUGCAAGAGGAAGUCGCGAAUUAUCCAGAAUUUAACAGAGAAGACUUUACUAUUAUUGUUUCACCAGGCAUUAGUAAUAUUAAAAUUCCGCUUGCUGAGGAUGGAUUUAGUGAUCUAUCAUAUCUUUCUGUUGAUUGUUUUCACAUAAGUCAAAAAAUGAAUGCAGUAUUUGCGAAUGCUUUAUGGAAUAAUUUAUUACAACCAAUUGGAAAUAAAACUACUACUUGGAUUCCAGUAUUUGAAACAUUUUUAUGUCCUACUUCUAAAAAACCAUAUCUGCUAACACGUGAAAAUUCCCAGAUUGAACAAUAAAAAUUAAAAAUAAAAUUUAUAAACA
Messenger RNA from Apis mellifera (honey bee), 1368 nucleotides. Its product is annotated as phospholipase B1, membrane-associated-like. The coding region runs from base 114 to 1343 and encodes 409 amino acids. NCBI's taxonomy places the organism in Eukaryota, Metazoa, Arthropoda, Insecta, Hymenoptera, Apidae. The transcript has 7 exons. Gene Ontology annotation, molecular function: glycerophospholipase activity. The record is from RefSeq and is a predicted model, not a curated record. Gene Ontology annotation, biological process: phospholipid metabolic process.